AUGGGGCUCCUCGGGAAACUCCGCGCCUCGGCGGCGGGCAGCGCGCCUCUGGAGCCUGCCUUCUCCAAUGUGCUCACCCCGAACCGCAUCCCCGAGUUCUUCAUCCCGCCGCGGCUGCCCACCCCCUAUGCUCCCGAGUCCUCGCCCUCGGCCGCCGCGCUGCCCCGGAGGUGCGCUGCUGAGCCGGACCUUUGGCUUCGAGGAGCCGACGACGGCGCGGGGCGCACGGACUGGGACCCGCGCUCGCAGGCCGCACUCUCGCUGCCGCACCUGCCCCGGGCGCGCACCGCCUACGGCUUCUGCGCGCUGCUCGAGAGCCCGCACACCCGCCGCAAGGACGGAGACGACGAGGACGAGAACGAGGGCCCCCCCGGCUCCGGCUCCCCGGAGCGGGCCCCCGGCGCGUCCCCCUCGCCAACUCCCAGCUCGCGUCCCGAGCGCCUGGAGGCCGAGGGCACCGUAACUCUGGGCCGCGCCGGGGGCGCCCUGCGCCUGGCCGCUGAGUACAGUAGGGCCAGCGGGCGCCUCCGCGUCCGGUUGCUCCGUGCCGAGGGCCCGACUGGAGGAGCAGCCGAGCCCCGCGCCCCGGUAGGCUGCAGAAUCAGCUUCGUCCUGAAGCCGCGGGGCGCCGUGGUCCGGCGGAGUCGCAGGGCCGUCUUGGAGCAGGACUUGUGCUUGGACGGGCUCUCGGAGGACGAGGUGCGCCGCCUGGCCGUGCGCGUCAAGGCCGAGAACCGGGGCCGCGGACUGGAGCGGGGCCGCCUGCUGGGCCAGGGCGAGCUGCUGCUGGGCCCCCUCCUGCUCCUCUGA
Molecule: messenger RNA, 810 nt
Organism: Odocoileus virginianus texanus
Lineage: Eukaryota; Metazoa; Chordata; Mammalia; Artiodactyla; Cervidae
Source: RefSeq, a predicted model, not a curated record